Messenger RNA from Cotesia congregata, 1905 nucleotides. The record is from the annotation of a GenBank genome assembly. NCBI's taxonomy places the organism in Eukaryota, Metazoa, Arthropoda, Insecta, Hymenoptera, Braconidae.
AUGUACCCACUAUCAAUUCGAGCGUGUCCUGGUGACUACAAUGAAGAAGAGCCAAAGCGCGUGGACGUUCCCACAACAACGCGGUCAAACCAGGACUACAGUAACUUCGACAUAAUAAAAGCGACGCAAUAUGGCGCGCUGGAGCGAGUAACAGAGCUGAUAGAAGCCGGAGCGGACGUUAACGAGCCGGACUCAGAAACAGUGACAUUGUUGCACUGGGCAGCGAUCAACAACAGGACGGAGAUCGUGAAGUACUUGAUAGCCAAGGGAGCAAACGUGGACGCGAUUGGUGGAGAGCUUGCCUCGACGCCGCUGCACUGGGCAGCUAGACAAGGUCACCUUGCGACUUUCUCAAUUCUGAUUCGAGCUGGAGCAGAUCCUUCGCUGAGAGACUCAGAAGGGUUCGCUUGCAUCCACCUGGCUGCCCAAUUCGGUCACACGGGCAUCGUUGCGUACCUGGUGGCCAAGGGGGUCAAUCCCAACGACCCGGACCGCAGCAGCAUGACUCCGCUGAUGUGGAGCGCCUUUAAGGUCAACGGCCUUGAUCCUACAAGGCUACUCCUGGUCCUAGGAGCCAGCCACUCGCUCACGGAUAUCAUUCAUGGAAACACUGCCCUUCAUUGGGCGAUUAUUGCCAAGAAUAAUACAGCUAUUCAUACCCUGAUCACUCAUGGCGCAUCUUUGGAGAUUGCUAACUUUCAGAAUGAGACGCCGCUGACUCUUCUGGGGCCUCAUAUUGGCGCAGCCUGGCUGGGUUCUAAGAUUAGUCAUGAGAUCAGGGAACGGCAGGGGAGAUCAAGGGCUUGGUGCAGGGACAAGCGUAUAAGGUGGUACUGUAUGGUCAGCACGCCCUUUAUAGUAUUCUAUCUGAUUGGAUUAAUAUUUCAAAGCAAUUUGGAUUAUCUGAUAAAACUAGGUGCCUUCUUAGUACUCUAUAUUGCUGUUUAUACCGCUAAGAAUUAUCUGUUUGACGAGAGACUGUUUCACAUUUUACCAAUGUCUAUUUAUCUUGCCACCAAGGUAAAUGUGGAUAUAUAUCACAUGGAUAUUCUGGCUAGGUGUUCAUGCAGCCUGGUACCUCUGGGUUUUAUUAGCUGGUGGCUCAGUUCCUCUCUGGAUUUGUUUUAUUCAGUCAUGGCGUGGAGAUCCUGGUGUUAUUUCGGCUACCCAUGAGGACAAGUUAAAUGUAAGUACAAUUUUUAUACUAUAGGUCUAUCUUCAAUAUUUAAGGAGAUAUACUCACUCCUAAAAUUUCCUAAAUUUCAGACAAUAGUUGCAGUAGCAGAGACAGGAGGCUUUGAGCCUCAAGGAUUUUGUACUAGCUGUUUAGUGCGUAGGCCAAUAAGAUCAAAGCACUGUUCAUCUUGCGACCGCUGUGUAGCCCGGUUUGAUCAUCACUGUCCUUGGAUCAACAAUUGUAUCGGCGCGUACAAUCACAAAUAUUUCCUGGGAUUCCUAAUAUCUCUCCUGGGUCUGUGCUUCGUGAUCCUAGCAGCGACGAUCCAGUACUGGAAGUUCGAGUGCUGGUCGAACAUAUCCGACGAGAAGCACCCAGACAACUACUUCGUGGCAGCAGCGACUUGCGACGCCUGGGUAAUGUGGAUCGCUGCUAACACAGGUCUGCACUCUUUAUGGGUCGGCGCGCUGCUUAUGUGCCAGCUGUACCAAAUAAUGGUCCUGGGGAUGACCACCAACGAGAGGAUGAACGCCGGGAGGUACGAACACUUCAAGCACGGGAACCCGUUCCAUCGCGGCGCGCUCCAAAACCUUGCGGACUUUUGUAACUUCAGUUUGUGCGGGAUCCAAGGGAAGCCAAGCUCUGAUUGGCUUAACAGCUUUGAUAUUAAAAAAAGUGUCGAGAAGGUGCCGCUGUUAAAUACUAAAGAUACUUUUCAAUAUGUUUAA